Messenger RNA from Apaloderma vittatum (bar-tailed trogon), 1540 nucleotides. Its product is annotated as receptor-type tyrosine-protein phosphatase N2-like. The transcript has 7 exons. The annotation marks the transcript as partial. Gene Ontology annotation, cellular component: secretory granule. NCBI's taxonomy places the organism in Eukaryota, Metazoa, Chordata, Aves, Trogoniformes, Trogonidae. The record is from RefSeq and is a predicted model, not a curated record.
AUGGAAUAUUUGGGAGAUGUCAGCAAGUGCCAGUAACAGACGUCUAUAAAUAUGACAUUUCACCCCCUGUUCUUCAGCGCCUAAGGAUUAUCCUGGAGAAGCUCUCGCACAGAGGUUUUACCUGGCGAGAUGAUUAUACACAGCAUGUCAUUGGUCAGGAACUCUCAACCAUACACAAAGUUCACAGCAGACACCCUGAUACAUUUGCAUCUGAAGGGUCUGAGACAAGAAGGACUUUGGGACAGAAUGCAGAAAACGAAAGAAAUUACAAUCUGAAAAAUGAUGUGAACUUGGCCAAGUCUCUUCAGCAAUAUUUUAAAUAUCUUAGUAUUCUCUCCCAGUCUGCAUCUACAAAUUUGUAUCCAAGAAAGACAAAUGACAAAACUUCAGUCAAGAGCUACAACUAUAAUGAUCCUGUCAGGUACUACAUGGUGCAAAAACCCAAAGAAAGAGCAUCUCCUUUGGACCACGCCUCAGCAUCCCGUCAACACCCCGCUCAAAAUCUCCGUGGUAGAACCCUCAGCCAGCCUCAGCCAGACAAGUUCUUGCCAGAGUCAGAAAUGGGGCUUGACCAAAAGACUCUGAUGGCCGCGCUGCACACGUACAUCACUCAGAACCUGUCAGCACAAAGCAAUGAUAAAAGCUCUCACAGCAGGCCUAAGGAGUCUCACGUUUCUGCUGGUAGAUUCUACUCUUCGCAAGUCGAUCCUUUUGGUGGAACUUUCACUGAAGAAAAAGUGGGAGGCUUUAAAAUGAAGAAGCCGUUCCAGCCAAGACCUGUAUCUGGAGUGCUGGGUCCAACCCCUGGGAUGCAGAAUCAUAAAUCUGCUUCCCAGGAUGAUCCAAAGGACCCUCUAACUGUAGUGGAUGAGACAAUUAUUAAAGAUGUACUGAAGGACCUAGAGAAACACCAAGUGAAUGUAGAGAAUCUCAGCUCGACAGAACUGGAUGAGAUCGCUGAUACUAUCGCCAAUGCAAUUCAAACCGUUGGCAUUCAGAAAGAAACAGAAGAGGAUGCUGGAGGAACUAAAGAUGACAAGACAGAGGCACAAAUUAAGAAAGGAAAUUCUCAAGGAAGGGCAGAGGUUCAGACUGGAGUAAUGGAAAAUAGUGCUAAUAUAUCAGACAAUGAAGCGCCUGAAGCCAGUGUGAGGACUGAUAAAGAGGAGAACACUGCAAAACUAGUUAAGUUCUUGAAUGAGAACGCAUUACCUGAAAAUAUGCCUAAAGACCUUAUACCUGAAGAAUCUACUAAAACAGAAACCAAGAAAUCUGAAGAUACUGACUCUUCUUCCUCAGAAGAAGUAAAUGCUGGUGUGGAAAAUGUAAAAAGUGAGACUUUCUCAAGGGAACUCACAGCUGCAAAGGACGAUGAAUCUGACUCCAAAGACCCAAGUGAGACCAGCUACUGGAUUAAGAACACUGUAAUGCAACAUGGAAACUCCUACGAAGAGCCUCAGAAAAAUACAGGACAAGGCUUACAGCUUGAGGUGAAGUCUUCCGAGAAGAAAGAAUACGGCUAUAUUGUGACAGUGAAAGA